Molecule: messenger RNA, 867 nt
Organism: Heteronotia binoei (common prickly gecko)
Lineage: Eukaryota; Metazoa; Chordata; Lepidosauria; Squamata; Gekkonidae
Gene: UBL4A
Product: ubiquitin like 4A
Exons: 4
Coding region: 226-696 (156 amino acids)
Biological process (GO): post-translational protein targeting to endoplasmic reticulum membrane
Molecular function (GO): protein binding
Source: RefSeq, a predicted model, not a curated record
CUCGCCCACGAAGGCUGCUUCCGCUCCUGACGUUUCUAGCCCGCCUCUCUAUGGCCGGCGAACGUGCUGCCCUUCUAGAGAGAGCCGGGGCGCUCCUCCGCCUCUAGAGACCCUCUGGCUCUUCCUCCUCCGCGUUAGGCCGCCGCUCUGCCCUUGGCCCUCCCUCCGGGUGUCUAUGGUCCAAUUAAAGGGGCCGCUCGGCUGGCAGGGCUGCGGGAUCCCGAGAUGCUGCUGACGGUGAAGGCGCUUCAGGGCCGGGAGUGCAGCCUGCAGGUUUCCCCAGAUGAGCGCAUCUCCUCUCUCAAGCGCCUGGUCUCAGAGAAACUGAAUGUUCCCAUUUCCCAGCAGCGCCUGCUUUUCAAAGGCAAAGCCCUGGCAGACGAGCACCGUCUCUCCGAUUACUCCAUCGGGCCAGAGUCCAAGCUGAACCUGGUGAUCAAGCCGCCGGAGAAGGCGUCCCCCGAGGAAGCGGGCCGCAGAGGGGCGUCCCCCCAGACGCCGGCUGUUUGGCACGCGCUGGCUCAAAUCCUGGGCAGGCAUUACAGCACGGCCGACACGGAGAAGGUGCUGGAGCAGCUGCAGAAGGAUUACGAGCGGAGCCUACGACUGCUGAGCUUGGACGACAUCGAGCGUUUGGCCACCCGCCUGCUUCACCCCGAGGUGGCCGAGGCCGUGGAAAUGGGCUUUCUGGAUUAGCUGCCGGACUUGGGGGUUGAGCCCCGUCAGCCCCUUUGGACACAGAGUCCCCCGGGCAGGGCCCAAGCGGAGGGCUGAAUGGGAGCGAUCCCUCUGGACUUGCUAUUCAAGGGGGGGAGGGGCUUAGGGCAUUUGUAACCCCUCUCCUAUCCAUUAAAGGUGGCGACGGGC